Molecule: messenger RNA, 4900 nt
Organism: Salvelinus fontinalis (brook trout)
Lineage: Eukaryota; Metazoa; Chordata; Actinopteri; Salmoniformes; Salmonidae
Product: lysophospholipid acyltransferase 7-like
Exons: 3
Coding region: 2031-2810 (259 amino acids)
Biological process (GO): lipid modification; phosphatidylinositol biosynthetic process
Cellular component (GO): mitochondria-associated endoplasmic reticulum membrane contact site; membrane
Molecular function (GO): lysophospholipid acyltransferase activity
Source: RefSeq, a predicted model, not a curated record
UUACAGAUGUGUGAUUGCUGGACAUUAUAUAGGGCUUAUGUAAUUCUGACUUGCUCAGUUGGCUAUUGGGUGUGACUAAUCAAUUUUUCACAAGCUUUGUAAAUAGGUGUAGACUAACUGAACUGCUUGCUUAUGGGCUAUUCCCAACAGUGGAGAGCAAUAAAUGAAAAUAACACUGACUAACCAUAACCUGGCUAGAGACGCGGUACCAGGUUGUGCAGGGGUACUAAGGAAUUGAAGUAGUUAAGUGACUAGGCAACGGGAUGAAUGGUGACAAGUCAAGAGGGCAAAAAAGGGUGAAUGCAGAUCAUCUAUAGCUAUUGGUUAACAAGCAGGUGGGUAGGAACUGCAGUGUCUUGAUUCCAGACUUGGUGCAUCAGUUUUUUUACUUGACAUCAUGGGGAAAUCAGCGAAGACCUCAGAAAAAAAUUGGAGACAUCUACAAGUCUGGUUCAUCCUUGGGAGAAAUUUCCAAACGCCUGCAGGUACCACGUUCAUCUGUACAAACAAUAGUACGCAAGUAUAAACCCCAUGGGAUCACGCAGCCGUCAUACCGCUUAGGAAUGAGAUCCGUUCUGUCUCCUAGAGAUGAACAUACUUUGGUGUGAAAAGUGGAAAUCAAUCCCAGAACAACAGCGAAGAACUUAAAUGUAAAUGUUAAAUGUUUAGACUAGUUGAGUAUCUGGAGCAUCAGGAUUUGUGGGUUCGAUUACAGGCUAAAAACGGCCAGAAAAAAAGACCUUUCUUCUGAAACUCGUCAGUCUAUUCUUGUUCUGAGAAAUGAAGGCUAUUCUAUGCGAGUAAUUGCCAAGAAACUGAAGAUCUCGUACAAUGCUGUGUACUACUCAGAAGAGCACAAAUUGUCUCUAACCAGAAUAGAAAGAGGAGUGGGAGGCCCCGGUGUACAACUGAACAAGAGGACAAGUACAUUAGUGUCAAGUUUGAGAAACCGAUGCCUCACAAGUCCUCAAUUGGCAGCUUCAUUAAAUAGUACCCGCAAAACACCAGUCUCAAAGUCAACAGUGAAGAGGCGACUCCGGGAUGCUGGCCUUCUAGGCAGAGUUGCAAAGAAAAAGCCAUAUCUCAGACUGGCCAAUAAAAAUAAAAGAUUAAGAUGGGCAAAGGAACACAGGCACUGGACAGAGGAAGAUUGGAAAAAAGUGUUAUGGACAGACAAAUCUAAGUUUGAGGUGUUCGGAUCACAAAGAAGAACAUUGGUGAGCUGCAGAAAAAAUGAAAAGAUGCUGGAGGAGGCAAUGUGAUGGUCUGGGAGUGCUUUCGUGGUGGUAAAGUGGGAGAUUUGUAUACAGGUUAAAAGAGAUCUUGAAGGAAGGCUAUCACUCCAUUUUGCAAUGCCAUGCCAUACCCUGUGGACAGCGCUUAACUGGAACCAAUUUCCUCCUACAACAGGACAAUGACCCAAAGCUCAGCUCCGAACUAUUUAGGGAAGAAGCAGUCAGCUGGUAUUCUGUCUAUAAUGGAGUGGCCAGCACAGUCACCCGAUCUCAACCCUAUUGAGCUGUUGUGGGAGCAGCUUAACUGUAUGGUACGAAAGAAGUGCCCAUCAAACCAACUUGUGGGAGGUGCUUCAGGAAACAUGGGGUGAAAUCUCUUCAGAUUACCUCAAUAAUUGACAACUAGAAUGCCAAAGGUCUGCAAGGCUUUAAUUGCUGCAAAUGGAGGAUUCUUUGACGAAAGCAAAGUUUUUGAAGGACACAAUUAUAAUUUCAAUUAAAAAUAAUUAUUAAUAACCUUGUCAAAGUCUUGACUAUUUCCUAUUCAUUUUGCAACUCAUUUCAUGUAUGUUUUCAGGAAAACAAGGACAUUUCUAAGGGACCACAAACUUUUGAACGGUAGAGAAGAUUUUUAAAAUUUAUAUAUUUAUUUGGAGUUGGCAUAACAAUUGUGAGUUCAUUCACCGCUGUCUUUCUCCAGAGAGCUACAGGAUUUUAAACCAUUAAAUAAUAGAGGGCUAAAUGGAUGGAUUUCCUAGAUGACUGAAAACAAUUGGCACUGGUAGUUAUACAUUAAUGAGGUCUCUCUCUAUCCCCCCCUCCAGGUUGUUCUACAUGAUGGUGGUGUUCUUUGUGUUCCGGAUGCGGUUCUAUGCUGCAUGGUGUGGGGCAGAGGCUGGCUACAUGAGCGCAGGACUGGGCUGUUACCCAGAGGGGGCGCUCUCCAAGCCGGGAGGUGGUCCCACUGUCAACUACAGCCCUGACCCUGAAAGUCCGGUUGUGUACGACUUCAAAACCAUCCAGAACAUUGACCCAUACAACACUGACUUCUGUGUGAAGGUCCGCCACCGGAUGCGCUACUGGAACAUGACUGUGCAGUGGUGGCUGCAUCACUACAUCUACCCCAACUCCCCCUUCAAGGCUUACGCACUCAAGGGCCCUAUGGCUGGAUGGACCAUGUUCAUCAGUGCAUACUGGCACGGGCUUCACGCUGAGUACUACCUGUCAUUCCUCACCAAUCCCCUGUGCAUUGCGGCUGAGUCGGCAAUGGAGGCAUCGGUCAGGGCCAAGCUGGGGCCCCGGGGUCAGAGUGCCUUCGACUGGGUCCACUGGUUCCUUAAGAUGAGGGCCUAUGACUACAUGUGUAUGGGCUUUGUCCUGCUGAAGGCCAGCGACACGGUCCACUACUGGAGCUCCAUCUACUUCAUCAUCCACAUCAUCGCCCUGGCCUGCAUUCUGUUCGGGAGGCUGAUGAAGGGAGGAAAGAGGGCGAGAAAGAAGAGUGAAAAGGAGGAGAAAAUUGAGGGGGAGAAGAUAGAGGUGAAGCAAGAGGACGUGAGAGAGAAGACAGAGUGAGAAUGGAUUGAUGGGAGGAUGUACUAUAUGGGGAGGAUUGGUUUACUAAAGAACUACAAUUCCCACAAUUCACUGUCUGUCACUGAUCUGUAUGGGUCACUUUUGUCAGUUAGGUCCAGUGAUGUCUCCCCUGGUAGAGAAGAGUUAUGUUCAAUCCCGAACUGGCCCCUAGACCCUACUAGGGUUUGACUUGCAGUUGGGAGGUAGAAUAGAUGAAGUUGUAGGAUUUCCCUAACCAGGAGACAUCAUUGGACUGUUAGCUGAAUACAGUGAACCCUUAUGAACAUUGUUGUAACCCAGUAACAGUUGCCAUGAUGAUAUUACAUUACAAACCACGUGUACAUACAGGUAUAAUUGGGUGAAAGAAUGUUUGCUUUAAUUAAUGUUAUUUUUGAUGUGUGAGUGGCAAAGUUCAGGGGGAUGUAAAUUAUUCAGCUACUUCACUUGUAUGUAUGUGUGUGAUUAUUUCAAAUCACAGUCGAUUUUCAUACAAAUAUAGGCUGUAGGUUCAAGAUGCUGCCUUGAAACGGAGUAGAAAGUACUGUAUAACCACAGCGGCACAUCCCUUGAAUCCAUUCAUAGAGCAAGGACUGAAUUUGAACUGGGAUCUAAGUAUGUUACUCAGUCUGUAUUUUUGCCUAAAUCUCUAAUCCCAUUGACAUAAAUGCAUGAUUUAUCUCAAGCCAUGACCAGAUCAACAAUGCAUUUUCCCGGGGCAACAAGACUUUCUGCUUCUUUAUAUUUUCGAGUUUUCAUUGAUCAGGCCGUUCCUAUGAUAAGUUAUAGAAUAGUGCAGAAAACUGAACUUUGGAUAACCAUGAGUACGUACUGAGUUAUACUUGUCUAGGUUUAAAACGCAUAUAGAGGAUCCAUUCAUAAUGAAUGUGGCAGUUGUAUACGUUCUCUUUCCUCAACAUUCUUAGUAGGUUUUGUAUUAUGAUAAGAUGAUCAUUUCUCCCUUAUCUCCAAGUUGAAAGGAAAACAAAUUCUCUGUCAUUAAGUGGAGCCAUCCUCAGUGAUUUGUUCUGAGUAAAGACCAAGAAACUUGAAAUAACUUUCACUGUGUCAAGAGGGGCUACUGGAACCAAAAAGACCAGUGCAAAUUUUAGAAUGGAAUCUGUGGUUUAGAAAAAUACAAUACAAAAUGUCGUUUUGGGUGAUCUUCUGAAAUGUUCUCUUUUGAUAUGAUUUGACCUGUAAAUGAGCAUUUUACUCAUCUCUUCUUCUUUACAAAAAUGAUCUGUCCUGCAUUCCGUAGUCAUUAGUUAUUUGAUUAGUAAUCUCUUGUGGACAGAUGCAUGUAACAUAAAUAGAGCAUCUGCUGCAAUUACGCCAGAAUUGAGUUCUGGGUGUCUGAGAUUAUUUGAUUAGAGAUGUAAUUUUAUACUGUAUGGUGAAUAUGUAUUUAUUGUUCUUUAUUGUUGUCUGUGUAUCACUGGCUACAUCUCAGAUGACACCCGGCUAUUCCCCAGACAGUGCACUACUUUUGGUCAGACCUGGGCCAAAAGUAGUGCACUAUAUUAGGAAAUAAGUUGCCUCAGUCAGAACAUUUUGUCAGUGACUGAGGACUGACUGACUGCUAAGGUAAGGUUGUAGAAAGACCAAGCUACUACCUUACCAGUCAGUCCUCAGUCACUGCCAAAAUGUUUGACUGCCAUCUUAUUACAAAUGUAAUGGUAUUACUAUAUAAUUAAAAAUAUAUAUAUUGUGCUGACAGUAGAAUAAAAAAAGUUAUUUGGAAUGAUAUUUCUUGUCAUUUAAUUUACUAGAUAGCAUGGAAGCAUUGUAUUAUUAUUGUUUACCACAAUCUGAUAUAGCCAAACCAUCCCUCCUUUUCCUUGUGCCAAAACCCGAGCCCCGAAGAAACGACUCCCUUGUUUUUUUAUCAGCCAACUCAUUUCAGUACAUGACCAGUACAGAACACAUUCCUUGAUGGUUGCUUCUCCAUCUUUCUCUCUGUCACGUGUAAUAUUUCUUGUGUAUUUUUGUUUGUUUCUGAAUGGUUUCACCUUGAUACUAUGAUGAUUGUAACUCUCCCUGCCUUGUAACAGUUCAGUGUUACCAACGGAAUACAUGUCUCAGCUAUUCAA